GGGGUUAUUGCAAACGUGCCCUUCGAUGGACAGAGCGGGCACCCAUGGCGCCCCGGCUCAGGCUGAAUAUUACAAAGCCUCUGCCAACCAUAUGUGAAACCCAUGAGGAAAUGCAGGAGGAUUUAAGCAGCAAUGGAAAAAGUUUGGGAAGCUUGUCCACCAACCCAGACCUGUGCUCCAGCGAAGAUUACCUUCAAUCCAUCUGCCAGUUAGCAAGACCCACCUUCCCCGUGAUACCUGAAAACUACCCGAGGGUCCGAGACAAGACGACGCUUCAAGAAGACUGGCAGUGCCCGAAGCCUGUGGUGAUGCCGAGAGCAAUCCCCAAAUGUAAACUCACCAACAUCAUCUCAAACGUCAUGUCAUUAGAAACAGUCCGUCUAGUUUGCGAAGAGGGAAAGCUGUACCCCUGCUCCGGCGAUGAUCCUCUAGAAAAGCUGUAUGCACAAGCAGGAAAGACUCAUCAUUAUAAGGGUCCUGCCUCCAGUGAAACCUUAAGUGCAGACCACUCACAAACCGGCCCUUGUAAUACCAGCAGUGAUGAAACCCAUCUAGUCGACUCUCAAGAUAAACCUACAAAGAAGCCAAAUCUGCCCAGGAUAUUCAGUUUUCCGAGGCUUCCCUCCCCUGGGCCAGUCCAGAGAGGGGAUCGCUUCCCAGAGCUGAAAUCCCUGAAAAACCACGAGAGGUCAGCACCAGGAAGCGAUCAGACUCAGAAAGAAAACUGCACCAUGCUAAUUAGCAGUAAGCGGAUAUGGCCACGGCCAACCAGAGAGAAAUUUCCAGGAAACAAGAUUCUGGGAUGCUCUUUAAGGCGGCAAUAUAGCCUGUUCAAAACAGCAGACAGCGCUGAAAAAGCAGAGGUGGAUUCUUCCAGCUACAACAAAAAAGCGACGGGAGAGGCUCUGAGUAAGCAGAGAUACCUGGAACGCUUUCACGUAGCUAAAAAAGCCCUGAUCCAUAACUGGAUCUCCGAGUGCAAAUGUGCCUGGCAAGAAGCAAAGGUUACAGCCUGCCUGCUUCCGGCCAUUGCAGAAGUAUGAGCAAGAAGGAUGCUGAGCCGUAGUCUUAUUUGCAAGAAAUGGUGGGCGCUGCUACUUGGAAAUUCUCCCUACCGCUUGCAUUCAUUAAGCAGAGAAGAGGGCCACAGAAUAGGUUUGCAGAGGAAGCAGACACAUUUGGAUCCAUUGCAUCUCUCACAGAUGAGCACAGAGGCAGUUCAGAUACUCAGACCCUUUACUUUUCAAGGGGAGAGCAUAGGAAAGCAGCAAGUGACGGUGGGAGGCAGGAGUUUAUAACAGCAUCUUGCAUCUGAUCGGCGGCAUGCACUGCUCAUGCCUGUCCUGCACCCAGAGAACAUAGCCAAAGGUGGAUAACAUCCUGCCUGCCUGCAUCGCGCUCCACUUAUUAUCACAGCUUCCACCACCCGGGAACGACCUCCCUACACGAUAAGGCAACAAACUCCUCCGUUUAUCAGCACUGCAAACACGGUCACAAACCGCUUAAUGGCAACAACUUCAAUGUUCGCUACUGGAUUAGUGCGCUGCUUCAUGUCAUAAUUAUCAAGUGAUGUUCUGAGGCUGAAUCUGUUGGCAGACAAUUAGCGGAGUAAUUUGCUUUCUUAAAGGGGUGUUGGUUGUAGCCGUGUUGGUCAAAGGACAUAGGUAGACAAGGUUCUGGGGGUAAAUCUUAUUAGACCAACUCAAAGUUGAGUUGGUCUAAUAAAAGAUAUCAGAUUUGCCCUCUUAAAGAAAUACAGCAGCAAACAAAAGUCUGGGGUUUUUUUGGUUUUUUUUUUUUGCUUCACUGUGAAAGGAAACUUGGGCAGUAUGCAAUAUGCUCUCUCUGAUGAUGGAGUACAGAUUUUGAAAAAGCCUGGUGUGUAUCACAGCAACUGUGCUCUCUUUCCAUUUGAUGUCUUGUGGGUUAAAUAGGUCUCCAUGGAAAUGCUCUAAAAAUUAGAAGAGGCCUUUCAUGAACACACUCCAUUAGAGCGCGGUGUGGGAAGGGAUUGGAGAACCAGGCGCUCAUUGUGCGGUGCGUGUUAACAUGGGCCUUGCAUUGCUGUUAGAGUGCAAUGAAAAUGCUCUGCUCUUUCAGUGUUACUAGGGAUCCACAUGAAACCCGGCAGCCCACAUACUCUCACUCUUUUCAUAGCGUUAUAUUACUCCGCAGGCAUGUAUAAAGCUUUUCCACGCCCACGGCUGGAUACAGCUGCAUCACCUACAGAACACACCUGUAAUGUGUAACAAGCCAAAUAGGUCACAAAUCAAUACUGCAAAUGCCAUGGUACUGUAGGAGGUGCAUUUCUGGGGGCUGGACACCACAGGAUCCUAGCUCUGAAUGCAAGUCUGCCACUUAUUUAGUGUAGUGCCUUAAGCAAGUCACUUAAUUUCUGUGCCUCGGUUUCCUAAUCUGUACUGCACCAUUAAUAAUACUGGCCUAUAUUUGCAUGAAGCGCUGCAAGAUCCCGGGAAGAAAGGCCUUGUGCAAGCGCAUUAUAUCAGCAGGUUGUGCUUCUCCAUACACCAGGCCCUAUCCUUGAAUACAAAGCAACUCAGCAGUUGUUCAUGCCACAUCUGCUGGGCGAUGGACAAAGACAGCCUCAGUGAAGGAGGUUACAGCACGGAGGGUAAAAACAGGUGUCGGUUUAUCCUGGGUCUGAUUGUCCCGCGGGGACAGUCAUUUAUACACCCGGCUUGAAGGGCAGUUGACUCAGACUAGGCCCCAGUUGUUCUCUCAAAUGCUUCACAGGUACUCGAAGUGGCACAACGGGCAUGUACAUCUGUAGGGUACUGGCAUAAAAGUCUGUCCUGGGAGAAAUAGGACGCCUGUUUUUAGCUUACGAGUGUCCACAGGGGGAGUGCGUGCAGAGGAGCUAGUGCACUGCAACAUCCCACCCUCUUACUCUGUAAUAACUCUCCUAUGUAGACAAACCUGGAGUCAAUAAUCUGGAUUUCUGCUAAAACAGAGCACAGGCCUCUGCCCACCACUACGUUUUCCAUGGCAGAAGCAGGAAAGCAUUUGAAAAGCUCCUCAGUGCUGACCAGAGAUCAAGCCCCUGUCCUGCACGUGCAUUUUCAUUAAGGAAGUGUUAAUCGACGCAAGCGUUUCACAGUGCCUUUGCUUCAAGCAAUAUUUUCAGGAGUCAUGUAGAAGCAGUUUAUUUUAACCUGUCAUUAAUUACAACUGCUGAUUGUAGAGCAAUUUAGAUGUAUUAGUUGCAUUGUGUAGAUGAGGCUCUAAAUGGAUGUGUUGCAGCCUAAUGACUCCUAUAGCAGAUUGCCAGGGCACUUAAUGACUUGGGAGUGGAAAACCUCCAGAACAAAAUCAAUUGUAGAUUUGCCAUUUCAGCCGUCACAGACCGUAAACGAGAGGCAGGCUAAUACAAAUGCACCUCUCUUUACUCAAAGACAGGCAUAACCCUCCCCAACUGGCAGAGAAGUGCAGGGCAGAGCGCCAGCCAAGAGCUCUCAUUGCUGGGUUAUUAGGAGUGAAUUGGUUGGCACCUGGGGAGCGAUGGCAGCCGGCUGCUGGCUCUGCUUAGGAGGGAAACCUUUGUGCAAAGCUACGCUCGUGAAAAACGCGUAGAAACUUAUUUCUGUAGAAAAACAAAACCGAAGUAGGUUGGAGGAAGGGGGCAAGGUCUGAUGAGUGUCUCGGUGCAGUGUGUUAGUGGCACAUCUCAGCCAUAUGGAAAGCCCACGAUGGCCUCGGUGCCCGCUGGAGCCCUGGGAGAGAGUUUGAGGAGCAGGGAAAUAUUGCAUUGGCUCUUGCUUUCCUGACCCGUGCAACAAGGACGAAGUACUGGAGGGCAGCCCGACUGUCCCGCUCCUUCUUUUGUGUCCUGCUCCCCUUCUGUAUGUGCUAACCGUUUUCUUGAGGCACCGUAUGGAUGGAAAAGAUACUGUGCCCUUUCUGUGUCAUUCCCGUUCCCCCUCCCAGCUUUAUUCUGUAAUUACCCUUCAACUAAAUAUUUAUGAGGCUGCAAUGCCUAGCAAAUCUGUUGUUGCUACUGCAUGUAUCAUCAGUGCUUUGGAGAGCAGAUGCAAAUAAAAAACAUCCAACCUAA
Messenger RNA from Gavialis gangeticus (Gharial), 4072 nucleotides. RefSeq lists its product as uncharacterized. Lineage: Eukaryota; Metazoa; Chordata; Crocodylia; Gavialidae. Gene Ontology annotation, biological process: regulation of autophagy. Gene Ontology annotation, cellular component: mitochondrion. The coding region runs from base 45 to 1043 and encodes 332 amino acids. The record is from RefSeq and is a predicted model, not a curated record. The transcript has 2 exons.